AUGAGAGCAGGUGAAGAGAGGAUGAGAGCAGAGGAAGAAAGGGUACGCGUAGAGCAAGAGAGGGAGAAACAACGAAAAAGAGAGGAGGCUAAGAAAAAGAAAUUAGAGAGGGAAAGAAAGAAAAAGGAAGAAGUCGAGCGAGCAAAGCAAGAGAGAUUGGUUGAGGUUGCUCAUGUUAGAGCAGAGGAGGAGCGAGCAAAAAAAGCUCGCCAGGCAGAGAUCGCACGUCUAAAGGAAGAGGCCAGACUCAAAGCAGAGGAAGAAGCUCGUCAAACCUUGGCUCACUCCUCUAGUCCAAACCAAGGGGAUGACCAAGAGCACUACGACGAUGCUGCAAGGUCUUACACAAGUGAGGAAGAAGAAGAAGAAAAUCGUUUCAAAAACUCGAACCGAAGUGUUUCCGAUGCAUUUGGAGAAGAAUUCUUUUGUUUUGAUGUGAGGAUGGCGGAAAACCGAAAAAGCUUAUGGGAAUCGAAACAAAUCGAAGCUAAUCAGGAAAUCGAGUACCAAAAACAAGAAAUCGAAGACGUAAUCAAUGCUGGUAAUAAGGUAUCGAUUUCAGAAUCUCCACCAAGGAAUGCGUUUUUGUUGACGUGA
This is a messenger RNA of Cynara cardunculus var. scolymus (artichoke), 597 nucleotides long. RefSeq names its product vicilin-like seed storage protein At2g18540. The transcript is spliced from 2 exons. Bases 1 to 597 code for a protein of 198 amino acids. Lineage: Eukaryota; Viridiplantae; Streptophyta; Magnoliopsida; Asterales; Asteraceae. The record is from RefSeq and is a predicted model, not a curated record.